Molecule: messenger RNA, 1556 nt
Organism: Physcomitrium patens
Lineage: Eukaryota; Viridiplantae; Streptophyta; Bryopsida; Funariales; Funariaceae
Source: RefSeq, a predicted model, not a curated record
CGGGGCUGGUGGAAUGAGAGACCCCCUUCUCGGCCUCGGCCUUCCCGCACAUUUGUGCACCUCCUCCUCCUCCUCCUCUUUUGUAAUGUGCUCAUCCUGCAUCUCUUCGUAGUGGUGUUUUCUUACUGUUGGGAAAUUAUUUGUGUUUUUUGGUUCCGUUUUUGUCUGUGGAGGCCGUAUGAGGAACUCGGGUUUUUCCUGAGACUAAGAAGCGAUUAGUUUCGCUCCAAUGCGAAGGCCUCGCUAGCUUAAUUUGGAAUUUUUCAUAAGUGUGCAUAAUGUUACGCAGUCAGCAUGCCGAAAUCGUGAACGUGGUUUUGAGGACUGUGUGAUUGCAACCUAACGAUCGUCAUCCUUCAGUAUGGACGAGGGGGACGAUCUGUAUGGCGAUCUCGACGAGGGUGUCGGCGUCAUGCCAUCACUUAAGGCACCCUUCCAACCCCUCCAAGCGCUGCAGUAUGAUACUCGUGAAGAGGUGUUCAGAAAGAAAGAAAUAGAGCUUACCAGCAAGGUGGAGUCGUUGAAAAAUGAGGUUGAGGCGUUGCAGCAGGACAAGGCUGUUCUGAUUCGCAACAUUUCAUGUUUGUUCAAGGUUGUCUACCUGCUCUGACAGCACAAAUGGAGUUGGCCAGGAAAGACAAACAAAUGAAAGAGCUACGGGAAGAGAAUCUGCGUUUCAAGCUCGGUGGCGCACGUGGGCCUGCUAACGUCAGGGCUGUCUUGACCAGGGCAGGAGAUAAAACUAAUGGGCAAUCAAAGUUGUCUAUUGACCAAAUUCCUCACAAUUCUCGCAUCACCGGAAGCUCUGAUGAAGAUAGGCGGUUGCAUGAUUCAGCUGGUGGUGCAAUUGAUCGGGUGGCUCAGGUAGCUUUGUCAAUCCAAUCUGCCAAAACAGGACAGAGGUCCACACCAGAAGGUUCAAUGGUGGAUGGUGCUCUUGAGCUGUCUGUUGAGAUGGACAGUAAUGUACCAAGUAACAUUAGAAAAAAACCAGACUCGUUGGGAAGUCAAAGUAUAGUCGAAAAUGCUGGUUCCGAUGGGUACAGAGUGAUCUCGGAUGAAAGAAAGAAACAGCGUAGGAGCCCCAGCAGAGGUAACCAUCAUAGAGACACCAACCUCGCUGAUGGUGGUGAUCAACAUUCAAAAGGCUAUUUUUGCAAUGAUAAAGAUGAUCGCAGUCGCAGUGACCGACAAAGAAGAGAUGGAAGGCGAAAUGGAGAUGAUGGACGAAGUAGGCAUAGGAGUCCAGACAGAAAUUGGGACGGUAGCAGGAGUGCAACUGCAGACAGGGACCAUCGAAGAAUUGAUAAUUAUCUCAGAAACUCGAAUAAAAGGAAGAGGCAUAGGAGUUCGAGUAGGGAGAGGGAGCGCAGGCUUAAGGAUCGAGAGAGCUCGAGAGCAGCCAAGACUCUUAGUACUAAUGACUCUGAGUUUUCCAGAGAGAGAGAGAGAGAGAGAGACUAUUCAAAUAGACAUCAAAUGUGAUUGAAUGUGCUUUCAACAACUCUGAUUUAUCUAAAUAUACAGGGUUAAAAUAUUACUAAAAUAUUUUGGAA